GGCCCUCAAAUAGCAGUUGUCGUGUAAAUGAAUGACCAAAACACAUAAAAAGUUUUACUUUUUUAGUUGAAAGGGUGUUGUGUAAAUGGUCCCUAAUCUGAACAUAACUCUUACAAAGCUAUAGGUUGAACGAGUGUUGCUAGGACGGGCUGCAAAAAAAAAAAAAAAAUUAGAAUAAGUAAAUGUCAACAAUGUAUUGAAUUAAAAAAAAACAAUCUACCCAGGUAGUGAGAAUAAAGAAGCUUCUAGCUACUCAAGCUUGAGUUCUUUCUUGCAUCAAUGCCUUCCCAAAAUGUGUCAAUACAUGUUGUAUUUUUAGCAUUGCCACAAGGGGCGCUAUCCACCUUAUUUUUAACAUAAGGGCAAGCGCGACCAUUUUAAAAUUGAAUGUGUCUGGCUUCCGGUGUUGUCCGCUUCCAGUUAUUUUUAGCUGUACAAAAACAGCUUGUUAUGCUGCUUGAUAUUGCAAACUGGUAUUUCUUACCAUAUAAUGUAUUGUUGUAAUUAUAAACACACUGAUUUGCAACGCAAAUAGUUUUACCGUUUACUGAACUUUGUUAUUCUUCUUAUUAUUUAACUAAAGCGGCUAAUAAAUCUGAAGCUUUGCAAAUUAGCUUACUUCUGCAUUUGCAAAUAAGAUGCAUAGCGGCCAUUAGCGCAUUGUCUUUUUCCAUGGUCAAUUUUCAAUCAACUGCUGUUGUGGAAGUUAGUUAUCUAGCCAGGGGGGUAUGAUUUUGCUGGUUAGCUUUAGCAGUUAGCUCCUGCUAGUAAAUCAUUAUUAGACCAUUAUGGGGAUAAAAAACAUCUGUCUCCAGUGAUGGCCAUUCAGUAGUAGCGUAUAUUCUGACAAAAUGAAAAUUAUGUCUAAUGUUUCUGGCUUUACUUGUAUAUGUGUGAUGACAAAAUCUAAAUAGAAUAACAAACAGUAAAACAGUGUUUGUUUUGCUUUUUGAGUGAUGGAUGUUUGAUUGUUUUGCAGGGGCCCAAUGCUUCUCCUCAUUCUAAGAUGAAGUUAUGGAAGUUUGCUGCCAUCGGCCUGAUUCUCUGUGGUGCUACACUUCCCCUGAUUGUCCUUAAAACCACUCCCUCUUCCAGAGCCCUGCCCCCUCCUCCCCACCGCAGAGCUUCAUCCUCAUCAUUUUCACCACCAUCAUCUUCAUUUACACACAGUAAUUCGUCACCUUCCAUUGGGGUAGGUGGGCGGCAACGGAGGGUCAGAUCAGCUGACGGAGGAAACUCUUUCGUCUCAGAAUUCAUGGAGAUGUUCCAGAGCUUCACAGAAGGCGAGCUGAAGCAGGUCAUUGGGACACUGGUGGAAAGGAAAGCCCGUAGAGAUGCCCAGCAGAGCAAAAGGACUAAACGGGCUAAAAAGCGAGCCAAACCCUGCUCUCUGCGGGAGGUGGAGGUGACGGUCAGUCAGCUGGGGUUGGGCUACGUCAGUGACGAGACUAUAGUCUUCCAUUACUGCAGCGGAAAGUGCACCAAUAGUCGCAAAAACUAUGACCUGACUCUGGCGUUCAUGAAGCGCUCGCGGCUGCUCACAAAGGACCAGAAGGACAAGGCUCGCCACAGCCCCUGCUGUCGGCCCACGGCGUACGAGGAGGACAUCUCCUUCCUCGAUAACUUCAAUCGAUACCACACGAUCCAAGAGUUUUCGGCCCAAGCAUGUGGGUGCGUCUGACUUUGAGGGUCAAAGCUCAUCUGAGUACUCAAAACAUUUAGGAAACAUCACGUUUUAAUCUCUCAAGACAAAUUUAAAUGAAAAAAUACAGACCCUUAAUUCUGAGAAGAACAUUUUUGUCUUGGGCUUAAAGCAUACAAGAGCGUAUUGCCUUUAUGAAAAAUACUUGGCUGACAGAUUCUCCUCAGAAACUUCUGCCAGUCCUGAUGAAGAGAAACAGGAAACAUAUCAUGCAAACAGUAAUUAUUCCCAUGUUUAUUCGUUGCUAAUGAGAUGCUGCUGUAUGUCUUGUUUAUAUUGCCUUCAUGGGUCUAUGUCAAAUAGCUUGAAAUGCUGGGUGAAUGUUGAGCUCAGAGUUUAAACGCAGAACACCUCUAGAAAUGAAUUCAGGGCUUCAGUAAACAAAGCAAAAUACACAAAGGCGCACCCAAGGCUGAACAAAACUUUCUCGUUGUGCUGAAAAAGGAAUGGAACUGGCAUGUAAAUGAUCCCAGCAAUUCUGAAAGGUUUCAGUUCUGAGUGUCUGGUAUUUCAAAGUCAAAACAUUCCCACAAAUCUAGUUCAAACGAACAUAUUAAUUAUACUAAACAUCUACCUCAGCUUGUAGUCGACGUGGCUCUGUAAAAGAAUACCCAGUAUUUCAUCAGAAUAUUUAAAUGCUUUAAAUAGUCGCCUAUAAUAAUUUAAAAAAAUAUUUAUAAAGGAAUCAAAAAAGAAUACUAAUAAUGUAUUAAAGGCUGGAAUACACACAACUUUUAAAAUGUGAACAGAUUGUAAAUCUUUUGUAAAUAGUUACAGAGAAAAACUGGGAAUCAUGCAUGUAACAAUUGAGGAACGUACUCUACCAGACUUUCAAGUCCUUCCGAACACAACAAACUCAAGGAGACACAUAAAACAAUAUGCCUACUUCCCUAAUAUACAGUUGGCGAAAAACCAAAUACAAAAAUACAAAAAGUACCCGGAUGACUUACUACUUCCGGCGAGAUUCUGAAGUGUCCAUUCGAUGCACACUUUAUUAUCCUGUGAAGCCAUGGGAGAGGAUUUGUGAAUGGCAGUAAAGCAACAUAACUGAUGUAGGUCACAUGACAGUGACAACACUGAGGAUGUUCUAGAACAUACACUAAUGUUUUUAAAAGACGUUUCAUCUGCUCACC
This is a messenger RNA of Megalobrama amblycephala (Wuchang bream), 2835 nucleotides long. It is a transcript of the gene nrtn, whose product is annotated as neurturin. The coding region runs from base 1007 to 1681 and encodes 224 amino acids. Gene Ontology annotation, molecular function: glial cell-derived neurotrophic factor receptor binding; growth factor activity; receptor tyrosine kinase binding. The record is from RefSeq and is a predicted model, not a curated record. The transcript has 2 exons. NCBI's taxonomy places the organism in Eukaryota, Metazoa, Chordata, Actinopteri, Cypriniformes, Xenocyprididae.